This is a messenger RNA of Enhydra lutris kenyoni (northern sea otter), 2056 nucleotides long. RefSeq names its product nucleolar complex protein 4 homolog. Gene Ontology annotation, biological process: ribosome biogenesis. The transcript is spliced from 5 exons. Gene Ontology annotation, cellular component: nucleolus; Noc4p-Nop14p complex; small-subunit processome. The record is from RefSeq and is a predicted model, not a curated record. The annotation marks the transcript as partial. Lineage: Eukaryota; Metazoa; Chordata; Mammalia; Carnivora; Mustelidae.
CCCAGCGAGUACCCUGAUUUCUACCGGAAGCUCUAUGGUCUCCUGGACCCAUCCGUCUUUCACGUGAAGUACCGGGCCCGGUUUUUCCACUUGGCCGAUCUCUUCUUGUCGUCCUCCCAUCUGCCCGCCUACCUGGUGGCUGCCUUCGCCAAGCGCUUGUCCCGCCUGGCCCUGACCGCGCCCCCUGAGGCCCUGCUCAUGGUCCUGCCCUUCAUCUGUGACCUGCUGCGCCGACACCCCGCCUGCCGCGUCCUCGUGCACCGCCCCCUGGGCCCGGAGCUGGAUGCCGACCCCUAUGACCCCGAAGAGGAGGACCCCGCCAAGAGCCGAGCUCUGGAGAGUUCGCUGUGGGAGCUGCAGGCCCUCCAGCGGCAUUACCACCCUGAGGUGUCCCAGGCUGCCAGCGUCAUCAACCAGGCGCUGUCUGUGCCCGAGGUCAGCAUCGCCCCGCUGCUGGAGCUCACAGCAUUCGAGGUGUUUGAGCGGGACCUGAAGAAGAAGGGCCAGGGGUCCGUACCGCUGGAGUUCAUCCCCGCUCGGGGUCUGCUGGGCCAGCAGGACGACUUCUGCGCGCAGCACUUCACACUCAGCUGACCCUGUGGUCUCCCCGCCCCCUGCCCCAUCAGUGGUUUCGUGGGAGAGCCAACAGGGUGGACUGUGGGCAGUGAGGGGUCUGGGGAGCCGCUGAACCUGUCUCCCGGCUCCUGUGGCGGCCGUGUCCACGGGCCGAUGUCCACAGUGCCGGCCCGCCUUGUGCACCGGCAGCCCCCCUCCCCGCCGCCGCUGGAAAGUGCUGUCCAGGGGCCUCCCCCUUCACCGAAGCCUGGGGGGUGCAGGCUGGGUGCUGGGGGGGACGGGCCUACGGAAGUGGCUUCUGCCAGCCCUGCCAGCUUUCCUGGGCACCCCAGACUCCCCGGGGCUCCUUGUAUCAUGCAAGGGUCUGGGUCAAGUCCUCUAUCUUUCCACUAGAGUUGGACUUUGUGAUCCAGGAGCGACAGUGACGGAUCUCUGUCCUGCUUAGUCUUGGGGCACACAGGGAGCGCUCAUGCCCGUUCCUGGCCAGGUCCUGAGGAGGACCCCUUUGUCCCCUGAUCCCCGGGUCCCAGGGUGUGUGUCCCCCAUCAGAGGGAGUUACAGCUGAAGGCCGCUUGCCGUUCCAUCCUGUCCGUCAGCAGAGUGGGUGCCGGCAGCCACGGGCCAGGCGCUUAUUUCGGUCCGGUGUGUUCCUUCGAGGUCCCAUUUUUGUCAGGUGACCCUGUUUGAAUGCAAGUUCCUCUGGAAAACCUACUUGUCUGGGGACGGAGGAAUCCCGUGUGUGACGGCAGCGUGCGUGGGCUAGGGGGCCUGGCAGAGGCACAGGUGGGGGUGGGAUACCCUGGUUGCCUGCAGCCUCCUGUCUGAGUUCCCCGCACAGCCCCUUCCCGCAGGAGCGCCCUGGGGUCACAGUGGGCCAUUGUUUGGCCAGGUUGGCCUCUAGGGAGCUGCUCCGGUGGCUGAGGACCUGGUGUGCCUGGUGUGGGCUUUGCCGGGGUGGUGAAGGAGCGCUUCUCCUCUGUAUAGGGUUGUGCGAGUAAGGGACGCUAGCACCCCUGCCCCCAGCUGUACUGCAGGAUUCCGUCCUAGGCCGGUUCCUGCCCCAGGGCUUUUGCUCUGCUGUUUUCACAGCUGUCCCUUGCAUUGCCCCUGCUCUUCAGACCUCGGGCUGAGUGGGGCCUUGGGGAGGCUCCACUUUGUGUGUCCCAUGCGGCACUCUCUGCAUCGUCAUGGUCCUGCUGUCCUGCAGUAGUCCAUGGACUGUGCACGCCAGCCUUCGCCGGGACUGAGGAGGCUCAUUAUUGACCUGCUCCUUGCCUCAGCCCCGGGGCCCAGGACUUGCCUGGCAGAGAGGAGGGGCUCAUGCGCGCUGUGGGGGCUGUCCCGAGGCUCCUGGCUACCAGAUGUCCUGCCUGAGCUUCUGUGUGCGGACACCAGGGGGCCGUGUGGGUGGGCCGGGGGCUCACCGAUUAAAAGAAACGCCGUUGACUUAAAGUUAAAUUAUAAAAGGCUUAAGCAGGUU